CCAAGGCGCACACUCCCACCACACACCGCGCGCUUUACGAGAGCAGAGGGGAACUCGUGCUUAGCUUUCCUGUAGCUUCGUUUGCUCCAUCCAUGGCCGAUCCAGCCGAGGAGACCGUCGCCGCGCCCCCGCCGACCCCGGCAGCGCCCGCCGAGGGCGCCCCGCCGCUGUCGGCGGAGCCGCCGGCUAGCACCGACGCCUCGCCGGAGAAGGCGGCCCCGCCUGCGCCUGCGCCGGACACGACGGUCAGGUCUCGCGGGUUCAGGCUGCUCGGCGAGGACACCUCCGUGCACAAGGUGCUAGGUGGCGGCAAAACUGCUGAUGUGCUGUUAUGGAAGGACAAGAAAACAACUGCUGUAGUGAUCGGUGGAACAACUGUCAUAUGGGUUCUAUUUGAAGUGCUUGAUUACCACCUCUUAACUCUGCUAUCCCAUGUGAUGAUUGGUGUGCUGGCCAUCUUGUUUGUGUGGUCCAAAGCUAUGACCUUCAUCAAGAAGAGUCCGCCGGAUAUUCCUGUGGUCGAGAUACCUGAAGACCUCGCUGUGAAUGUAUCGCGGGCAUUACGCAGCGAUGUCAACAGAUCACUUCACUUGUUGCGGGAGAUUGCAAUGGGACAUGAUCUGAAGAAAUUCCUUGGUGUGAUUGCUGGUCUCUGGGUUCUUUCAGAAGUGGGAAGCUGCUGUGAUUUCCUCACCUUGAUAUACAUUGCUGUCCUGAUGAUCCACACGGUGCCGAUCCUGUACGACAAGUACCAGGACAAGGUGGACCACUUCGCCGGAAAGGCUCACACCGAGGCGUGCAAGCACUACGAGGUGCUGGACCAGAAGGUUCUGAGCAAGAUACCCCGAGGGCCGGCGAAAACCAAGAAGACCUAGAAUGCUGGGUGUCUCACGUGCAUGCUGGGUCGUUCGUGGUUGCGUGAUCCAUAUGCGUAAUGCGGCGAGACGUCAGUCGUCUUACGGCCUUGCCUUCUGCUCAGCAUUGUAUUAGCUAUUUGUAUAUGCAACUCUGAAAACUUCGAACCGCUACCUUUCUACUACCGCAGUCGCUUGUAGAUACCUGUCCUGCCACCUGUGUGUAUGCGCGGCAGAUGUGUUCCGUGUGGAUGUUCUUAGUGGAAGCCCUGCCGAAUGGAUGUUCUUUAAAGAAAAUAACCUGCUGAAUGCUGCCAGUUUCA
This is a messenger RNA of Triticum urartu, 1177 nucleotides long. RefSeq names its product reticulon-like protein B2. Lineage: Eukaryota; Viridiplantae; Streptophyta; Magnoliopsida; Poales; Poaceae. The record is from RefSeq and is a predicted model, not a curated record. Gene Ontology annotation, biological process: response to bacterium.